Messenger RNA from Fibroporia radiculosa, 585 nucleotides. RefSeq lists its product as uncharacterized. Gene Ontology annotation, cellular component: nucleus. Gene Ontology annotation, biological process: regulation of DNA-templated transcription. Gene Ontology annotation, molecular function: protein heterodimerization activity. NCBI's taxonomy places the organism in Eukaryota, Fungi, Basidiomycota, Agaricomycetes, Polyporales, Fibroporiaceae. The coding region runs from base 1 to 585 and encodes 194 amino acids. The transcript has 4 exons. The record is from RefSeq and is a predicted model, not a curated record.
AUGGAGCAGUCAGAAUAUCACAUACAAUCAGGGCAGGAAGGUACACACGCAUCUCAAUCCGAAGAACCAGUAGUCGUGACCAAUGUAAAGCCAAAGAAGACCAGGUCGAAGGCGGAGCGGGGACCGCCUUACAUGACUAGGGAGCCUGGAAGAUCCCAUUUCCCCUAUUCUAGAGUACAAAAAAUUUUAAAAGCAGAUAGAGAUUUACCUCUCGUUCAGAGAGAAGCUACGUUCCUGAUAUCAAUAGCCACGGAAGAGUUCAUCAAACGUAUUGCGGCAGCCACCGAACGAAUAGCAACAAAAGAGAAAAGAAUGACGACGCAACAGCGAGACGUUGCGAUGCUUGUACGGAGAGCAAACGAGUUCGCUUUUCUUGAUGAUGUCAUUCAAUGGCGCGAACCCGAGCCUCUAGCUCGGCGGAAGCCAAAGGCUCUGCAAGAGGGGGAUGAGAAGCAAGAAGCGGGUUUGAUUGAGGGUCCACUCGACCGAUUUAUUCCCCGAGGUGGAGCAUCGGGAAAGGAUGAAUUUGUACUUGACGAUAUUGUCAUGAGUGAGGAUGGGACAAUGUCUAUCGGCUUUGAAUGA